Ostertagia ostertagi is the source of this 609-nucleotide messenger RNA. The record is from the annotation of a GenBank genome assembly. Lineage: Eukaryota; Metazoa; Nematoda; Chromadorea; Rhabditida; Trichostrongylidae.
AUGGUCUUUCUAGAGUGGAUGCCAUUUCUGAUGUGCAUGCAACGACCGAAGUCGGCUUCUCGGAAAUUGAUGAGCCGGAAAAAACGAGCUGUCGCUGUCGCUCAGCUACCAGGAGUUGGCAAAUUCACUCUCAAUCGUGCAACACAUCAUCCAUUGUGUCCGAGUGCUGACGACAGGACUGCCUCAGUGAAAGUACUGAAUAGUGCGAAUGACAUUCCUCAAGAUCCUGACACGGCGAUGUUCUAUCCGCUUUCACCUGAUGCGCUUCGUGCCAUCGACGCUAUUGAGUACAUUACGGAUCAUAUUGUACAGGAAAAAGAAUACAAAAUGUCGGCUUCCCGGAAAUUGAUGAGCCGGAAAAAACGAGCUGUCGCUGUCGCUCAGCUACCAGGAGUUGGCAAAUUCACUCUCAAUCGUGCAACACACCAUCCAUUGUGUCCGAGUGCUGACGACAGGACUGCCUCAGUGAAAGUACUGAAUAGUGCGAAUGACAUUCCUCAAGAUCCUGACACGGCGAUGUUCUAUCCGCUUUCACCUGAUGCGCUUCGUGCCAUCGACGCUAUUGAGUACAUUACGGAUCAUAUUGUACAGGAAAAAGAAUACAAAAUG